Molecule: messenger RNA, 2277 nt
Organism: Zasmidium cellare ATCC 36951
Lineage: Eukaryota; Fungi; Ascomycota; Dothideomycetes; Mycosphaerellales; Mycosphaerellaceae
Exons: 1
Coding region: 1-2277 (758 amino acids)
Biological process (GO): regulation of transcription by RNA polymerase II
Cellular component (GO): chromosome
Molecular function (GO): chromatin insulator sequence binding; protein binding
Source: RefSeq, a predicted model, not a curated record
AUGGAUAUGGAGACCCUACGUGCCGCAGCCGCUCCACCCUUCCACUAUGGCCAUGGCCAUUAUCACGAUUACGCCGGCGCUGGCGAUGGCAUGCUGGCAACCGUUGCCGAAGAACGUCCUCCUCCGCGGCAACGGCCUACCAAGCCGCAGGAACAGGAACAGGAACAGGAACACGGCGAGGACAGCGACUAUGACCCGGAGCAAGGCGAGCAUCUUCGCUCGCCGAAGAGGCAACGCACUGGCUACGGCUGCGUACAUUGCAACAUGACAUUUACCGAGAAACGUGCGCUUGCACGACACAAGAAGACUGAUCACCACCGACGACAGCUGGGAUUGCCACCGGACAGGAAACACGCCUGCGCUAUGUGUGGCAAGCAUUUUACCCGUGGCCAUGACCUCAAACGACAUCAAAACGAGCAGCAUUCUGAGCAAAAUACCGCCACUGCUACCGAAAUGUCGUCUGGAAGCUCUGAGUACAGCAAUGCAUCGACGUAUGUGGAAGACCGCACUUCGCAGUCAUCAUCUGCAACAGGAAGCUCGACAUUGGCAGCCAUAGCAGAAGCUGCUCCUCUCUCCAGCACCUAUCCGUUCUCCGAUGCUUCUACAUACGCAUAUGGAGACCAGGACGACGAUCUUCGCAGUCAUGGCAAGAGCUUCAGCAUGAGCCCUGAUUCAUCCAGCAGCAAUGGUCGUCGAAACUCUUCACAGCCCGAGAUCAAGCAGGAGCACAAACAAAAACAUGAUUCGUCUAGUCCAAACACCUCACCAAUGACUGGAACCCUUGGAGAGGGAAGCCCUGGUUUUAAGAGGGAAAAGUUCAAACCUAAGAAAGACGACCUCGACGAACUCCCGCCAUUCACGCCCGAAGCAUCGCCAUUGAAAGCAUCUGCUCUCGGGAAACGGAUGCCCAUUCAACCCCGUGACAUAGAUGCUUGGCAGCCCAUGAUUUGCAUGAUCUGCGGUAAUGCAUUCGAAGAAGAGGCUGAAGACUUGAUCAAGCAUCUUCGGUGGCACCUGGACAACUUCAAGGGCAAGCACAAAUGCAAGGACUGCAGAAUCGAUUUCACACACGCCGCAGAUUUGGAAAGACACUUGCAAAGCGCGGCGGAAGGACACUGCGGUUUCAAUUUCCCUCAUGAAUGUACAGGUCACCAUCCUCCAGGAGACAGGACUGGCACGCUUACCGACUACGAUCGAGUGCGACUUUUCGUUCACUUGCAAAAUUGGGAGCAGGCUCAACUACAUGCAUACAUUGCCGAGAUCAACGAGCUGACCAUCUCGAGGCGGAUAGGCAACAUAGCACGUGAUCGCUGGUCAGAAGUGAUUCGGAGGUCACGCCCUAACUCGUUCUGCAGCUUCGCCAUCAGCGUCAACACUUACGCCACAGCUCCAUGCGAUGUGACAGAUGGCAAGCUGGAUCUCGGUGGACUCCAGAAACGUCUUCAAUCGAUGUCUCUAGGCAAACCUGGCUCACGACUACUUCGCCGUAUAACUCCCUCCUCAGAUGAUCUUCGCUCCACCAAGACCGUCGACAAGACGUUAUUACGAGCGGUGCGACAUGGCGAUCUACUUAAAGCUCAACGUCAGAUUGACCUUGGUGGCGACGUCAGCAUCAUCCAUGAAGACCAAGGUCCGUUCACGACAGUUGCACUAUGGGGACAUGGGUACAUAUCUCGCCGCAUGGCCGAACACCGAGUCGAUGAAGACAUCAUGGGCAGCUGCUCUGUAUGCCACAUGAACAGCCAAACGUUCAGUAGACCCUACAACAAGGUCAAGUCGCUAUUGAAACACGGCGCCAACUCCAACGAGCCUGGCGGACUUUGCGGCUACCCGCUCCACACAGCAGCAUGGAUGGGCAAAGCGGAUAUCGUUGCUAUCCUGAUCGAACACGGAGCAGACAUGAAUCUGGACGGUAAAUACGGCGAUACAUUAUGUUCCGUCGCCGCUGCAGUCGGAUACCCCGGCCAUGUAGAAGUCGUGCAGCUACUCAUCGACAUCGGCGCCGACGUCCGUUGCACAGGACCUCGGGGAAGCGCUAUUGAUCUGGCCAAAGAAAGACGGAGACACUGGUCAUUACGGUUGAAAGAAUCCAAAGAUGACGAAGAAGGGGAGAUGAUGAGCAGGAUUUCGUGCUGUGAUCAGGUCAUCUGCGCAUUGCAAGGUGCCAGCGCGACAGCGGAUGUGAGGAACAUGGCGAGGAAAUCGAAAGCUAGCAGAAAGAGCAUGGAGUCGUAUCGUCGUGCGAAUGUGGCGCAAGGUGUUUACAGUUAUGGCUAA